Oncorhynchus masou masou (cherry salmon) is the source of this 5449-nucleotide messenger RNA. It is a transcript of the gene rwdd3, whose product is annotated as RWD domain containing 3. The record is from RefSeq and is a predicted model, not a curated record. Gene Ontology annotation, molecular function: protein binding. The transcript has 5 exons. The coding region runs from base 1632 to 2474 and encodes 280 amino acids. Gene Ontology annotation, biological process: positive regulation of protein sumoylation; positive regulation of hypoxia-inducible factor-1alpha signaling pathway. NCBI's taxonomy places the organism in Eukaryota, Metazoa, Chordata, Actinopteri, Salmoniformes, Salmonidae.
UGCUGGGAGCGACAAAGGUAUCUAGCUAAAGCUAGUACAUACCGAUAAGUGUCUUUCGCCCACUAUUUCCCGCAGUUCUGUUAACAAUGGCAAGGGCAUCUGAUCGGCAGGCGGGGGCGAAGGACACUGUUUACCGAUGUUGCUAGCAAAGAGGACUCCGGUCACAACGGGAAAAACUCAAGAUAACUUUGAUUUCCCUUUUGACCUAAUAGUUGGGAUUUCAGCCACACCCGUUUCUGACAGGUGUAUAAAAUCGAGCACACAUGCAAUCUCCCCAGCCAAACAUUUGCCUUACUGAAGAGCUCAGUGACUUUCAAUGUGGCACCGUCAUAGGAUGCCACCUUUCCAACAAGUCAGUUUGUAAAAUUUCUGCCCUGCUCGAGCUGCCCCGGUCAACUGUAAGUGCUAUUGUGGUGAAGUGGAAAAAUAUAGGAGCAACAACGGUAGGCCACAAGCUCACAACAGGACCAGUAUGCUACACAAUCUCACGGAACAGGACCGCUUAGUGCAGGACGCACGUAGUGUGUAAAAAUCGUCUGCCCUCGGUUGCAACACUCACUACAGAGUUCCAAACUGCCUCUAGAAGCAACGUCAGCACAAUAACUGUUAGUUGGGAGCUUAAUGAAAUGGGUUUAUAUGUCAGAUUAACCGCACAUGAGCCUAAAAUCACCAUGCGCAAUGCCAAGCGUUGUCUGGAGUGGUGUAAAGCGCGCCGCCAUUGGACUGGAGCAGUGAAAACGCGUUCUCUGGAGUGAUGAAUAAUGCUUUACCAUCUGGCAGUCCGAUGGACAAAUCUUGGUUUGGUGGAUGCCAGGAGAACGCUACCUGCCCGGAUGGAUAGUGCCAACUUUAACAUUUAGUGAAAGAGGAAUAAUGGUCUCGGGCUGUUUUUCAUGGUUCGGGCUAGGCCUCUUUGUUCCAGUGAACGGAAAUCUUAACAUUACAUCAUACUUUCUAGACGAUUCUGUGCUUCCAACUUUGUGGCAAUAGUUUGGGGAAGGCCAUUCCCCAAGCUGAGCAUGACAAUGCCCCUGUGUACAAAGCGAGGCCCAUACUGAAAUGGUUUGUUGAGAACGGUGCGGAAGAACUUGACUGCCCUGCACAGAGCCCUGACCUCAACCCCAUCUAACACCUUCUGGGAUAAAUUGGAACACAGACUGCGAGGCAGGCCUAAUCGCCCAACAUCUGUGCCCAACCUCACUAAUGCUUUUGUGGCUGAAUGGAAGCAAGUCCCCGCAGAAAUGUUCCAACAGAUUCUAGUGGAAAGUCUUCCCAGAAGAGUGGAGGCUGUUAUAGCAGAAAAUGGGGGGACCAACUCUAUAUUAAUGCCCAUGAUUUCGGAAUGAGAUGUUUGACGAGCAGGUAUCCACAUACUUUUGGUCAUGUAGUGUAGUUUUAAUUACAAGUUGAACUAGCUAGCUACACUACAAGUAAAUCAGCUCUUUUGACCAUAGUUUCUUGUCUGGAUACGGGUGGAACUAAAAAUAGGGACUUGAAGUACAUCGGACAUAAACAACAAGCACACAUUUAACGCGUACAUUUUUUAAAACAAAAUGAGUGAAAGAAGCACCGAUUUCUUUUGAGAUAUUUUGAAUGACAGUUGUAAUUUGAAAUGUCUGAGCUGGCAUUGGAUGAAAUGUCCGUUUUAUCAGCAAUUUACUGUGAAAAGGACGAAUUUGAGCUACUUGAGAAAUCAGAAUCGCUAUGCCAGGGAUCAUCGACUAGAUUCAGACGUCGAGCCCAGAACAUCGUUACAAAUAAUUUGUAGGCUACAAAUUCACGCAGAAAAGGGACUUGUAUUCCGCAUCCAGAUGGAGGUGGAAGCAGCCACCAGUGAGAGAACUCUUUUGAGUCUCCUCUUCCAACUGCCGACAGAGUACCCCCACUGUGUCCCAAAAAUAAGUGUCAGCUCUAAACAGCUCUCCAGGAAACAAUGCCAACACAUCAAGCAGAGUCUGCUGGAAAAGGCCUCCGCACUGGAGCCAGACCCCAUGGUUCAUGAACUACUGCUGUGGCUCCAACAGAACUUCACUGAACUUACUUUAAAUGACCAGUCCCUGGUGGAGGUGCAAGAGGAGGGUGGUGAGGAGGAGACGUGGAUAGCUCUUUUUCUAAUAGACCAUAUGAGGUCCAAAACAAAAUAUAUAAAGGCAAUUGAAAAGUGGAGCUCGGAUUUGGGGCUCACCGGAAGGCUGUUCUUGGGGAAGUUGAUACUGGUCCUUCUUCAAGGCACAAGGAGGAGUAUCAAGGAAUACAUCCAUCUCCAGAGAACUGUGAAAGUAGAUGUGGAUUCAUCAGGAAAGAGAUGCAAAGAGAAGAUGAUGAGAAUUCUUUGUGAAACCCAAGUCUCAGACCUCAAACGGAUCUCAUCUUUUGAAAUCAAAGAGUUUUUGUCCCUUGAGGAGCUGCAAAGGGAGUUUGAGCAAGUUGGACUAAUGAAACUGUACCAGGAGUUUGUGGCCACAUUGCCGUAGCCAUCAUGGCUUUUGUCAAGUCAUGCUUUUCCAGACUGGUGCAGAUUAUGUGAACUUUAUACUUUCCAUAUGACAGUCAACGGAAGGACUAAUCUAAACAUCUGAUUAACAUUCAGUUAUGGGUUACAUUUGUGCAUUGAACAUGUAAAAGGUAUUCAAAAGGUUUUUCUACCAUCCACAUGAUGGCAGCAAAGUCUACCAUUUGAAUCAAAGAUUUGUAAAGUUGUUAGUUUAUUGAAAUCUUUUUUUUUUAUUGUCACACACUGGAUAGGUGCUUUGAAAUGUGUUGUUAUACAGGGUCAGCCAUAGUUGCAUGCCACCCCUGGAGCAAAUUACUGUGAAGUGCUUUGCUCAACAGCACAUCGAUAGGUUUUUCACCUUGCCAACUCAGGUAUCCACUUAGGCUAUUCCCUAGUUGAAAAGUUGUGCCUUGCUUUCUACUCCUGACAGAUUUGUUCCUCCUUCUUGUACCUCUUCAUCAGAUGAAAUACAUGAAGGUUAAGGUCAUAUAGAAAAACUUCUAUAAAGUGGUCCACAAAUCUCUGAUGUUACAUGAAAGUUGCAUCAUAGGACUUAGCUUCGGGUUGCGUCGUGGAUGUUGUAUACAGAUGCGUAUCGUUCCGAUGCCUAGCGUCUGAAAUUAAUAACAGCCAUACAGUUUUAGCCUUGCGAGCCACCCUGAUUUCGCAAGCUUACAUACAGUGCAUUUGGAAAGUAUUCAGAUCCCUUGACUUUUUCCACAAUUUUGUUACGUUACAGACUUAUUCUAAAAUGUAUUAAAAAUAAAAAUUUCUACAUAGAAUGCCCCAUAAUGACAAUACCUUAUUUACAUAGGUGUUCAGACCAUUUGCUAUGAGACUCGAAUUUGAGCUCCGGUGCAUCCUGUUUCCACUGAUCAUUCUUGAGAUGUUGCUACAACUUGAUUGGAGUCCAGCUGAGGUAAAUUGAAUGGUCAUGAUUUGGUAAGGCACACACAUGUCUAUAUAAGGUCCCACAGUUGACAGUGCAUGCCAGAGCGCAAACCAAGCCAUGAGGUUGAAGGAAUUGUCCGAAGAGCUCAGAGACAGGAUUGUGUCCAGGUACAGAUCUGGGGAAAGGUGCCAAAAAUGUUUGCAGCAUUGAAGGUCCCCAAGAACACGGGCUUCCAUCAUUCUUAAAUGGAAGACGUUUGGAACCAACAAGACUUCCUAGAGCUGGCCGCCCGGCCGAAAUGAGCAAUAGGGGGAGAAGAGCUUUAUUCAGAGAGAUGGCCAAGAACCCGAUGGUCACUCUGACAGAGCUCUAGAGUUCCUCUGUGGAAAUGGGAGAACCUUCCAGAAGGACAACCAUCUCUGCAGCACUCCACCAAUCAGGUCUAUAUGGUAGAGUGGCCUGACUGAAGCCACUCCUUAGUAAAAGGCACAUGAUAGCACGCUUGAAGUUUGCCAAAAGGCAUCUAAAGCAUUCUCAGACCAGCGUCACUGACUUGCCUAGUUAAAUAAAGGUGAAAUUGUAAAAAAUAAAAGUCACGGCUGGAAGAAACCUGGCAUCAUCCCUACUGUGAAGCAUGGUGGUGGCAGCAGCAUCAUGCUGUGUUGAUGUUUUUCAGCGGCAGGGACUGUGAGACUAGUCAGGAUCGAGGGAAAGAUGAACGGCGCAAAGUACAGAGAGUUCCUUAAUGAAAACCUGCUCCAGAGCACUCAGGACCUCAGACUGGGGCGAAGGUUCAUCUUCCAACAGGACAUCGACCCUAAGCACACAGCCAAGACAAUGUAGGAGUGGCUUCGGGACAAGUCUCUAAAUUUCCAUGAAUAGCCCAGCCAGAGCCUGGACUUGAACCCGAUCAAACAUCUCUGGAGAGACCUGAAAAUAGUUGUGCAGCGACGCUCUCCAUUCUGACAGAGCUUGAGAGGAUCUGCAGAGAAAAAUGUGAGAAACUCCCUAAAUGCAGGUGUGCCAAGCUUGUAGCGUCAUACCCAGUAAGACUCAAGGCUGUAAUCGCUGCCAAAGGUGCUUCAACAAAGUACAGCGUAAAGAGUAAGAAUACUUAUGUAAAUGUGCUAUUUCAGUUUUUUAUUUUUAAUACGUAAUUUUUUUUAACCUAAACCUGUUUUUGCUUUGUCAUUAUGGGGUAUUGUGUGUUGAUUGAUUAGGGGUUGGGGGGAACAAUUUAAUCAAUUUUAGAAUUUGCCUGUAAUGUAACUAAAUGUGGAAAAAUCAAGGGGUCUGAAUACUUUCUGAAUUCACUGUAAAUGGUUAGCUGUAUCCGUGUCACAAAACCGAAUGUAAUCUCGCAAAACUUCCGGGUGUUUGUACAAGGUUAAUAAAAGUGUACAGUUGAACAAAAAAUUAAGAUUCCUGUUGACAAAGGCAUAUCUAUAAUCUCAAAAACAUUUAAAAACAGAUUUUAUCCAGGGUCUUCCAUUCUAAUGGUUAGCCUAGUAUUGUCAUUUUUUUACUGGAAAACACUCGUUCUUCGACAUAUGUCCACACACAUAAGGCUGUAAUUAAUUUAGGCUGGAAGGUACAGGAACAAUGCUAAACUAGGAUGCUGUCUGUAUACAGCAUCCUAGUUGCGAUUUGAAACUGCUUAGGACUAUGUAACGUCCCAUAAACCUGUUCAUGUAUUUGUAACUGUCUAUGUAACUCUAUGUAACUGUCUAUGUCUAUGUAACUGCCUAUGUCUAUGUAACUGUCUAUGUAACUGUCUAUGUCUUUGUAACUGUCUAUGUAACUGCCUAUGUCUAUGUAACUGUCUAUGUCUUUGUAACUGUCUAUGUAACUGUCUAUGUCUAUGUAACUGUCUGUCUAUGUAACUGUCUAUGUCUAUGUAACUGUCUAUGUAACUGUCUAUGUCUUUGUAACUGUCUAUGUAACUGUCUAUGUCUAUGUAACUGUCUGUCUAUGUAACUGUCUAUGUCUUUGUAACUGUCUAUGUCUAUGUAACUGUCUAUGUCUUUGUAACUGUCUGUCUAUGUAACUGUCUGUCUAUGUAA